CCUGAGGCCUCACCACUCUCACAUAAUAUUGUUCUAUUUUAUAAAAUAGACACUAGAAAGUUAGAGGUGUUCUCUUUGCUUCUAGGGUUUCAGAGGAAAUGGCUUCCAGAAGCACUGCCUCACUUGCUCUCUUCCUGGUCGUCAAUCUCCUCUUCUUCACCAUGGUUGCUAACGCCUGUAACACAUGCCCUCGACCAAAGCCGAAGCCGAGGCCGAGGCCGAGGCCAAGGCCAACCCCAAGCCCUGGUACCCCUUCCACCCCAAGCCCUGGUACCCCUUCCACCCCAAGCCCCGGUACCCCUUCCACCCCAGGUACCCCUUCCACCCCUUCUGGCACCGCCACUUGCCCCAGGGAUGCCCUAAAAUUGGGGAUUUGUGCUAAUGUCCUCAAUAACUUGCUUAACGUCACCAUUGGCACACCUCCAGUUCAACCUUGCUGCACUCUCAUCCAAGGCCUUGCCGAUCUCGAAGCUGCUGUAUGCCUCUGCACUGCCAUCAGAGCCAGCAUUCUCGGCAUCAACCUUAACAUUCCUAUUGCACUCAGCUUGCUUCUUAACGCCUGUGGAAACCAGGUCCCAAGAGGGUUCCAAUGUUCCUAGACUAAAAUUAAGGAAAAAAAUAAGUAUUAUUUUCUUUAAUUUCCACUAUUCUAUAUAUAGCUCUAAUUUCUUGUUAAGCAGAGUGUGCAAUUAUUAUGUAAGGUGUGAGUAGUACGUAUUGGUGGGUUUGCUUGAAUUAUGCAGUGGAGUGAUUGGUGAAUAAGUUUCACUCAGUAUUGUUUACUAUACUAUGUAAUCAUAUCUGGGAUGAAAUGUAAAAGUUCUAUCAUUUAUUUUAGUUGUAGUA
Molecule: messenger RNA, 846 nt
Organism: Fragaria vesca subsp. vesca
Lineage: Eukaryota; Viridiplantae; Streptophyta; Magnoliopsida; Rosales; Rosaceae
Product: 14 kDa proline-rich protein DC2.15-like
Exons: 1
Coding region: 99-599 (166 amino acids)
Source: RefSeq, a predicted model, not a curated record